Molecule: messenger RNA, 666 nt
Organism: Cladocopium goreaui
Lineage: Eukaryota; Dinophyceae; Suessiales; Symbiodiniaceae
Source: the annotation of a GenBank genome assembly
AUGGCGUGGCGUUGCUCGGCCUCCGGCAAUGCUGAUCUUGUGCGGAACCUUCGCAAGGCUGGGGUGAUCCACACGGAUCAUGUGGAGCAAGCAAUGCUCAAAGUGGAUCGCAGCAACUAUGCGCCACAAAAUCCAUAUACAGAUGCUCCGCAGCCGUUGGGGCACCAGGCGACAAUCAGUGCUCCACACAUGCAUGCUCAUGCACUGGAGCUGCUCGCGAACCACCUUCAACCAGGCAUGAGGGCUCUUGAUGUUGGAUGCGGAAGCGGUUAUCUGGCUGCAGUGAUGGCGAGAAUGGUUGGCAUUGACGGACAGGUGGUUGCCAUCGACUACUUGUCGCCCCUGGUGGCCUUGUCUUUGGAAAAUGUGCGGAAGGAAGACGCCGACCUUUUAGAUAGCGGCACCCUUCAAGUCGAACAGGGAGAUGGAUGGAAAGGCUUUGAGCAGGCCUCGCCGUACGAUUCCAUCCAUGUCGGGGCAGCGGCAGAGUCUGUGCCAGAAGCAUUGCUGGAACAGCUCAAGCCAGGGGGGCGCAUGGUCAUCCCUGUCGGGACCACCACACAGCAAUUCUGCACUAUAGACCGGCUGCCAAACGGCAACUUUGAACAGAAAAGUCUCAUGGGAGUGAUGUAUGUGCCCCUGGUGCACCCACCUUCGUGCAUUUGA